Molecule: messenger RNA, 819 nt
Organism: Pestalotiopsis fici W106-1
Lineage: Eukaryota; Fungi; Ascomycota; Sordariomycetes; Amphisphaeriales; Sporocadaceae
Exons: 2
Coding region: 1-819 (272 amino acids)
Source: RefSeq, a predicted model, not a curated record
AUGUCAAGACUCAAGUAUGAUAAUGUCAUUGUAUUUGGACCAACCGGCGAUGUUGGUGGUGUUGUUGCUCAGGAAGCCUCCCGACGUGGUGCCAGAGUGUGGCUAGCUAUGCGACGAAUCAAUGCCACCAUCACUGCAAUCAGCGAGCAAGACGAAAAAACGGAAAAUUCCAUCGCAUCGAGGCAGAUCUUUCUGAUCCAAAAAUAUGUGGUUUUCCUCUCCUCAUUCAACGUGAAACCGGAGCAAGAUCUACGCCGGAUCACGACCGACGAUUUUAUAGCCCAUGUGCAUGCUCAGGUGGAGAUCAAGCUUGAGGACCUCAACAUUUCCCAUGUUGCACUGCGACCCGGAAUGUUUGCGAGCAAGCCAUUCAAGCAGGACCUCGAUACAACAAAGACUCCAUGGGAAGCCAGUGUCACAUAUGGAGAUAUACUCGAAGAUUCUGUGUCGCCGGCUGACGUUGGGCGUGUCGGUGGCGCUGUUUUGGUUGAACGACCAUCUAUAUCGUCCAAGGAAGCUAUUUAUUUGUGUGGACCACAACUCUUGACACUGAAUCAGUUAUGGGAGACAGUCAUUGGGACUUCUGGACGCGAGAUCAAGAUUGUUCGUCCGACACUGGAAGAGAAGAUUGCCGAGUUGACUGGGAAAGGCUUUCCGGCCCCUUUGGCGAAGAAUCUUGUUCAGGGAAUGGCCCAACGGAGGCAUGUCAGCUUAUAUCCUGAGCCAUUCUAUACGCAAGCGGUGGAGAAUAUUGCAAAGUAUUCGGGCGGCAAGCCAACCUCUUUUGCAGAUUAUGUGGCUAGCCAAUACCUCGGAUGA